Molecule: messenger RNA, 579 nt
Organism: Scedosporium apiospermum
Lineage: Eukaryota; Fungi; Ascomycota; Sordariomycetes; Microascales; Microascaceae
Exons: 5
Coding region: 1-579 (192 amino acids)
Biological process (GO): cytoplasmic translation
Cellular component (GO): cytosolic large ribosomal subunit; ribosome
Molecular function (GO): structural constituent of ribosome; rRNA binding
Source: RefSeq, a predicted model, not a curated record
AUGAAGUAUAUCGAGUCGCAAGAGAUCCUCGAGAUCCCCGAGGGGGUCAAGGUCAGCAUCAAGUCCAGGCUAGUUACCGUCGAGGGUCCCCGAGGAAAGCUUUCUAAGGAUCUGAGCCACAUCGCCGUCUCCUUCACCAAGCCGAAGCCGAACACCCUCGCCAUUCUCAUUCACCACGGAUCGAGGAAAAAUGUUGCCGCUCUCCGAACCGUGAGGACGAUCCUCAACAACCUCAUUAUCGGUGUCACCAAGGGCUACCUCUACAAGCUCCGAUACGUCUAUGCCCAUUUCCCCAUCAACGUCAACUUGGAGAAGAACAAGGAGACUGGCUGCACCGAAGUCGAGAUCCGAAACUUCAUUGGCGAGAAGAUCGUCCGUCGGGUGACCAUGCGCCCCGGCGUCGACGUCGAGGUUUCCAAGGCCCAGAAGGACGAGCUUAUCCUUAGCGGUAACUCUCUCGAGGACGUCUCUCAGUCUGCGGCGGAUAUCCAACAGAGCUGCAAGGUCCGAAACAAGGAUAUCCGAAAGUUCCUUGACGGCGUUUACGUGUCGGAGAAGGGUAACAUUGUGACUGAGUAA